Molecule: messenger RNA, 2251 nt
Organism: Neocloeon triangulifer
Lineage: Eukaryota; Metazoa; Arthropoda; Insecta; Ephemeroptera; Baetidae
Gene: FipoQ
Product: F-box/LRR-repeat protein 2
Exons: 11
Coding region: 611-2152 (513 amino acids)
Biological process (GO): SCF-dependent proteasomal ubiquitin-dependent protein catabolic process; positive regulation of protein ubiquitination
Cellular component (GO): SCF ubiquitin ligase complex
Molecular function (GO): protein binding
Source: RefSeq, a predicted model, not a curated record
AAACAAUUGUGCAGAAUUUUAUUUUCUCUCCGAACAGCAGGUCUUUAUUUUGGGCACAGCAAAUUAAAAAUAAAAGGAUCAAAUUUAUCUUACCAAUAAUACCAUGAUGUGUCCCUGUUGUGUGAACUCUCUCAGUCUCUCUCACUCAAAACAAUUAAACUUGUACUAAACUGUCUCUCAACUCUUGCGGUCCGCACCUUUUCCACCCCUGACGCCGUUUGUCUCUCUCGAAUCAAGACUGUCUGGCUGGUAACACAUCAGACACGUCCACCUAUCACCACACGUUGGAAGUGUAAGAUUAAAAAAUAUCAAUGUUAAAAGUAUAUUUUUGUGGCUCCAGCUGAGGCCGGUGAUAUUUAUAAAUACGUCUAGGGAUUACAAAUGUGGAGUGAAAAAAAUAGCUCGCGCGGUGGGUGCAUGCGAAACCUCUCUUCUCACUCAGUCCUCCAGUCCGUCUCAGUGUGUCGACCAAUCACUUUCAAAACUCUAUCUGCUCAUCUCUUACUCAUUUUUUUGCCAACUUUUCUCUCUCACUUUACUUUUCACGGGUUGCUGCUUUUUGUUUUCCAUACUUUUAAUUUAAUUCGUUAAUUAUUGUAGCCAAGUGAUCAUGGAUUAUGCCCUCAGCAAAUGGGGCCAAUUGACUCAUCAAGAAUCGACGGACGAAAAUGGAGAGCCGAAAAGUCCAUUUGCAGACACGACCAUCGAGAAGAUGCCCGACAAGGUGCUGCUCAACAUCUUUUCUUACCUGUCGCACCGCGAGAUCUGCAGACUGGCCACUAUUUGCAAGAAGUGGCGUCAGAUUGCUUACGACACGAGACUUUGGUCUGCCGUGUCCCUUCGGCCCGAAAUAUCUGGCCUGCACGUCAGCAGCCUCGAAUCCCUCCUCGCCCUAAUCAGUGUGAGAUUUGGCGCUUCUCUGCGCUACAUUGAGCUGCCCAUUGAGGUAAUUACGCACAAUGUCUUCCAUGAGCUGGCCAACAAGUGCCCAAAUUUGACUCACAUGCUGCUGGACUUUUCCACCGCCAUGCAGCUGCAUGACUUCAGCGAAAUGCAGGCAUUUCCCACCAAACUCAAAUAUCUGUGCAUUUGCCUCUCUGAGGUCAUCUUCAUGGAAGGUUUCAUGAGGAAAAUUUACAACUUCAUCAACGGCUUGGAAAUCCUCCACCUCAUUGGCACGUAUGAAAAGGUUGAGGAAGAGGAAGAAGAGGUCUAUGAAGUCAUCAACGUGCACAAGCUCAAGGCGGCCACCCCUAAUUUGAGGGUGAUCAACAUGUACGGAAUUACGUUUGUCGACGACAGCCACAUAGAAGCAUUUUCCUCAAACUGCAUCCAAUUGGAGUGCCUGGCCGUGAAUUUCUGCAACAAAGUUACCGGCUCGUGUCUCAAAACCGUCUUCCAACGCAGCAAGCGCCUCAGGUGCCUUUUGAUGAAUCAGACAAGCUUGCAGAGUGAACACCUAAUGCAGGUGGAGUGGGAAAAGACGGCGGUUCAGGAACUUGACAUUUCGGCCACCGAUUUGUCCACCGAGUGUCUAAUUGACAUGCUGACUAGAAUUCCAGCCCUGAGAUACCUGAGCGCCGGCCAAAUCAAUGGAUUCAACGAUUCCGUCAUGAAAGCGUGGAUGGAGCAGGGCAACCCCAAAAAUAUUGUCGGUCUAGAUCUGGACGCGUCCGACAACUUGAGCGACGAGGCCAUCCACAGAUUUGUGUCAAAAUAUGGUCCCCAGCUACAGGCACUGUCUCUGUCAGGUAUGCCGCACAUCACUGACCAGUUGUGGCAGGCCAUUCUACCCAUUUUGAAGAGCAUCAAGAUUAUUAUUAUGGGAACACAAGAGCGCCUCGGAGUGAAUAUUCACGUUGACCAGUUGAUGGACGGCAUUGCUAACAACUGCACAAAUCUGGAGCGCCUGGAGCUGCGCUGGGACCCUGAGAACCUCAGGUUCUCUGACAAGAGCCAAAAGGCGAUUGAUAUUCUCCGCGUCAAGUGUCUCAAGAUGAAGGCGCUGGGUCUCAGUGAUGGACGUUACUACGAAAUUGUGAAAGCCAACUUCGAGCGUGCCGAUAGAAAUACGGUGGUCAGGGCUAUCACCGCCUGCAGAGUCUCCACAUACUACAUUCUGCAGAACUACAGAGAACUCAUUUUCAACUAAGAAAUCCUUUUCCCAUUUGAUUUAUAAAAAUGAAGUUAUCAACCCUCAGCACUAAUUUUAAAUUAAAUUUUGUCAUUAUUAAAUUAAGCCUUUGAUUAA